Messenger RNA from Melitaea cinxia (Glanville fritillary), 2047 nucleotides. RefSeq lists its product as uncharacterized. The record is from RefSeq and is a predicted model, not a curated record. Gene Ontology annotation, cellular component: presynaptic membrane. The transcript has 8 exons. Lineage: Eukaryota; Metazoa; Arthropoda; Insecta; Lepidoptera; Nymphalidae. The coding region runs from base 161 to 1393 and encodes 410 amino acids. Gene Ontology annotation, biological process: neuron-neuron synaptic transmission; neuromuscular synaptic transmission; clustering of voltage-gated calcium channels.
UAAGAUUAGUUUAAUAGUGACGAUAGAACGAAGUGAUCUUUCCUUGCGACGGUCUUCGCAAGUGACCAGUGGCUAAGUAAGGCUUUGCGCCUUUUUCAUUAUUCCAUGUUUAAAGUGAAAAUAAGUUUGCAUUUAUUUUUUGGUUCUGUAAAAGGAAAAGAUGCCAUCUCGCGCUUCAGACAAUCUUCUGCAACCAGUGAUUACAAACAAAACUGAAAAAGAUAUUGAUGAGUUCGAAGACGUGGAAACGAUAGAAUGCGACGAACAGGAAAUUUGUUAUGGAGCAGGAGACGCUCUGUUCUCCGCAAUAGUGGUAGCGCCACAGGUGAUCAGCGUGUGGAGAGGAACGUGGGGCAUAAUGGAGCUUCAUCCACAUUUGUUCCCCCACGCACAGAUAUUCCUUCUAGGCAUCGUUUUACACUUAUGUUUUACUUUAGUAAGAUCAGUCCUAUUGUCACGGUCAAAGGGUGCCUGGGGAGAAGGAAGGGCUGGAAGGUGGCUUCGAGAGAGAUUCGUCUGCAGGAUCUACACUUAUAUCUUCACCCUUGCCAAUAUUAUGCACUGGAGAGGAGGCUGGGGUCUCCUGGAUAUGUUCGUCGUUACAAUAUUACCAGAAGAUGAAAAGCACAGACCAGUGCUAAUCGGCGGUCUUACUGCAUUCUGCUACCUGACGAGUAUUUGCAUCCGGUCCUCACGCAACAUGCUCGCAUCGCCAUACUUCCUAUUCACGGAUGGGAAGGAGUCUACAUACAUUUUCACUACCCGGUUUCAAGCUAAGAGUAGCAGAGAAACUGCGCUGUAUAUUCUCGACUGUGUGUUCUCCGUGACCGUGGUGGGUUCGCUGGUGGUAUUUGUAUGGCGCGGCACCUGGGCUCUUCUGGACAUUUUCGUCUACCCUGAUGACCAGAUCAAAUCCUUUAUCACAUCAUUGGUGGUAGGCUACGCGAUAGUGGCGUUAACAUUCGCCACUCAGGUACCCAUGCGUUGGUUGGUGGGCAAGCUUCAGGGGGCGCCGAGGUUGUUGGUCGCCGAUCUCUACCAUCUCAUAUCCUUCUUCGCGACGGUGAACGUGUGGCGAGCUGUUUGGGGUCUGAUGGAUGUUUAUUUUUUCCCAGAUACGCCAAAACUAAGCAACUGGUGCUCACACAUCAUCAGCCUGGCGCUUUUGAUACUCCUCAACUGUUCCAACUCAAUACUAGUGCGAGGAGUUUACAUCGACGCCGAGGAACCUGAGGGUGACUGCGUCGUAUUCCCUUGCUUAUAUCUCCGGCUAUACUUCCACAAAGAGAGAAUAAAGAAGAGGCACAAGGAUAGUCUAGCAACAUCUACUUCGGCCGCUAAGAAGGCAGAAGAAGCCAGCGUACCCUUACAAACACCGGAGGAGAAAGUAUAACACUCCCCUUCUACCGGAAUCACAAUUUCCGAAUUGCAUUUUGUACUCCCACUGUAAAUAUUUUAAUUAUAUAUUCAACUUUCCUGUACUAUAACAGGUUUGAUAUACGAAAAUUUAUGGAAAUACAGAUUUGUAUUGCCAGGUUAUACUUUAUAAUACUUGUGUGGAAGUUCUGGAAAAUAAUAAAUGGAAUUAAACUUGUACUUUGAAUAGAUUGUGUUUUGAAUAGAUUUGUUGUUUUUGCAAGUUUUUGAUCAGUAAUAUAGAACAUAUAUUAACAGUUCUAUACAAAAAAAAAAUAUGUGAAAAGAUCUAGUAUUCAAACCUUUAUAGUAUUGCUUUUUAGUGAGAUUAUUACUAACACUCAUAAAAUUCAUUCUUUUUAACGUAAAUUAUUAUUUUUGAUCUUAUUUCUUACACGUUUCUAGUUAGUGUAGUUUUUAAAUAUUUUAAUGCGCAAAUAGUGUAAAUAUUUUUGUAAUUUUUAAUAUAAAUCUUACAAGUUUUGUAAAUUACUUAAUUGUAAUAAAUACGUCGUAUUGUAUUAUAAAAUGUAUUAUCGAAUGUAAAGGUAGAAUACAAUAGUGUUUUGUUUUGUUUGUUUACAAAUUAAGCGUAGUAUUGUUUUAGCAAAUAAAAAACAUUUUGCUUGUU